AUGCCUGGUUGCAAGGACAUCUACGAGGAGAAGUUGAGGCAUAAUAGAGCUUCUGAGGUACUAAAAGAAAUGUGGAGGGUAGUAUCACAACUUGAUGACCUUACAAGUGUAAACAAUGCUGUGGGUUCAGCAAUGUCUAAGGCAACCCAAAAUGGGAUUGUUGAAUUUAUUAAUGAGUUUAUCAACUACUGUCCUCAGCUUUUGAAGAUAUCAAAAACAUCAGUGUUUCAUGACGCAAUCAAAUACCGCCAGGAAAAAGAUUUUCGGCCUUAUCCAUCGUCUGAUCUUGCUAUUGCAACGAUAAAGUACAAUGACUCAGGAGACUUUAUGUCACAUACAGCUGCAAAAAAAGCACCCAUUGAGAGGCUCAAUCAAGUUCCGGGUGCAGCCUCCAAAUGCAGCGUUAGUGCCUUUUAUGAGAAGGCUCUGCUGGAUGCUCGCAAGCAAAUUGAGCGUGAAAUGGAAAGAUUUAAGUUCUGUGAAAGAGAGACUAAGACAAAAGCCUUCAGUAAAGAAGGUCGGGGAGCUGGAGUUAAGAAAGGAAAGACAAGGCCACCCCGAUUGACACAUUUGGAGACAUCUAUUUCUCGGCAUAACGCUCAUAUAGUGAAGUUGGAAUUGAUCUUGAGACUGCUGGAUAAUGAUGAAUUGAGUCCUGAGCAAGUUAAUGAUGUCAGAGAUUUUUUGGAAGACAAUGUUGAACGUAAUCAGGACGACUUUGAAGAAUUUAGUGAUGUUGAUGAGCUCUACAACUCUUUACCAUUAGAAAAAGUGGAGGGCCUUGAAGAUUUGGUCACAAUUGUUCCUCCUGGACUUGUUAAGGGUGCAGCUAACGCAGUUUUAGGCUUGAAGACUUCAUUAGCAGCUUCAACAACUCAAAUGCCGGCAUCAUUGGCAUCUACUGCUCAACAGGGUAAUUCCAUUCAGGAUCCAGUUGAUGAUACAUCUUCCCAGGACAGUAAUUUUGAUAUUGCCUCGAAAAGUCCCCCUUCUAAAAAUAGUGUUGUCAGUUCUGUUUCAUCAACACCGACAGGGAAUCAUUCAGCUGCUGUUAGCAGCAAUGUUUCAGCACGUACUUUGGUUGGUGGAUCAACUGCUACAGCAAUACUUUCAGGUGCUGGUUCUGUUCGAGGUGUCCUUGAUAAUUCGGUUUCUGCUGUUCCUCCAGCGUCAGUAAAUUUGUCUAGCUCAGUGAAGGAAGAUGAGAAUACAAGCUUUCCAGGCCAAAGAUCCUCCUCAUCUAUUGUUGAGAUUGGACUGGGAAGGGGUAUUGUUAGAGGUUCUGUUGCUGGUGUUAUAUCGAGCCAACCAUCAAAUAGUGUACCUUUAGGUUCUGGAAGUAUAAUCCCCAGCAAUGGAGCCCUUGUUGCCAUUCCUGCUGCCUCUGACAUUGCAAAGAGAAAUAUUUUAGGGACCGAUGAGAGAAUUGGAAGUAGUGAUACUGUGCAAACGCUGGUUUCCCCCCUAAGUAACAGAAUUCUUUUGCCACAGGUCUCUAAGGCUAAUGAAGGAACAGGUUCAUCUGAUUCUAAUAAUGUUAGUGACCCUGCAGUUAUAGGUGGGAGAGUUUUCUCCCCCUCAGUAGUUCCCGGAGUACAAUGGAGACCUGGAAGCUUAUUUCAGAAUCAGGUUGAAGUGGGCCAAUUUCAUGGAAGAACUGAAAUUGCACCUGAUCAAAGGGAGAAGUUAUUGCAGUGGUUCCACCAGGUCCAGCAGCAAAGUCAACCUGGAGUUUCUCAUCUUACUGGAGGAAAUCAUAAGCAGUUCUCUGCUCAACAGCAAACCUCACUGUUACAGCAGUUCAAUUCUCAAAACUCAACCUUACUAUCUCAAGUUGGAUUGGGCCUUGGAGUUCAGGCUCCGGGUCUCAACACUGUUACAUCUAACUCUCUACAGCAGUCAAAUUCUAUCCAGCAACAAUCUGCUCAGCAUGCUUUGAACUUGCCUGCACCAAAAGAUUUGGUUGAGGACCAGCAGCAACAGCAGAGUUCAUCUGAAGAUGUGGUUGUUGAACCAGUUACUAGUUCUGGGCUUAACAGGAAUCUCUUGAAUGAGGAUGACAUGAAGGCUACAUAUUCAGUAGAUUCAGCUGCGGCUGGUUCUGGUUCUGGUUCUUUGAUUGAACCCGUCCAAGUGCCUAGAGAUAUUGAUCUCUCCCCUGGUCAACCUUUACAGUCCAAUCGGCCCUCAGUCAGCUUAGGUGUCAUUGGUCGAAGAAGUGUUUCUGACCUUGGGCCAUUGGUGAUAACCUCAGUGGGUCAACUGCAAACUCUGGAGGAAUACAUGACCAUUUAUACAAUCUGCAGAUGCUCGAGUCUGCUUACUACAAGCUUCCCCAACCCAAAGAUUCAGAACGUCCAAAGAAUUAUAUUCCUAGACACCCUGCAGUGACCCCUCUGAGCUAUUCUCAGGUGCAGGCACCCAUUGUCAAUAAUCCCACCUUCUGGGAGCGACUGGGUAUUGAUACAUUAGGAACUGAGGCUAUGUUCUUUGCAUUUUACUAUCAACAGAAUACUUAUCAGCAAUACUUGGCUGCGAAAGAGUUGAAAAAGCAAUCAUGGAGAUACCACAGGAAAUAUAACACCUGGUUUCAACGGCAUGAGGAACCAAAAGUUACAACUGAUGAAUUUGAACAAGGGACAUAUGUGUACUUUGAUUUUCACAUAGCCAGUGAUGACUUACAGCAUGGAUGGUGCCAGAGGAUCAAGACUGAGUUCACUUUUGAGUACAGUUAGCUUGAAGAUAAACUUGUUGUAUAGAAAAAGUGCAGACGAUGAGAACCGUGAUAAUCCAGUCAAAUUGUUUGGUA
Macadamia integrifolia is the source of this 2809-nucleotide messenger RNA. RefSeq lists its product as uncharacterized. Gene Ontology annotation, biological process: nuclear-transcribed mRNA poly(A) tail shortening; regulation of DNA-templated transcription. Gene Ontology annotation, cellular component: nucleus; CCR4-NOT core complex; P-body. Bases 1 to 2391 code for a protein of 796 amino acids. NCBI's taxonomy places the organism in Eukaryota, Viridiplantae, Streptophyta, Magnoliopsida, Proteales, Proteaceae. The transcript is spliced from 14 exons. The record is from RefSeq and is a predicted model, not a curated record.